CGGGUGCGCGCAGAGCACGAUGGGACGGGAAGCGCAGCUCUGGAGGACCACAGAGAAGAAGAUGGCUGCGACGGGGCUCGACGGGCCAGCGCCGUACCUCCUGCUCCGAGACGGCUAGAGAGGGGAUAGGGGGGAAAUAUGGGGUCACAGACCCUGCAGAUCCUGCGGCAGGGCGUGUGGGCGUCGGUGACGGGCGGAUGGUAUUACGACCCCCACCAGAACACCUUCGUGAACGCGCUUCACCUUUACCUGUGGCUGCUGCUGCUCUGCCUCCCGUUCACGCUCUACAUGGCCUUGCCCCCCACCAUGGUGAUUGUGGGGAUCUACUGUGGGGUGAUAGCAGGUAUGUUUGUGCUGCUGAAGGCUGUGAAUUAUCGCCUGCACACCGCGCUGGAUGAAGGGGAGGUGGUGGAGCUGCGGGCCAAAGGGAGUGAGGGGCGGGUACAGGGGGCAGAGCACCAACGUGAGGGCACCGGCACCCGGCAAGAACACUCAAACGGGCCUGGGGAUCCAGGGGGUGGAAUAGAGAUGUCCGAUUUUGCACGGGAGGAGACGCCACCGGUCGACUGCAGUUCACGGAACUCUUACGUAGGAAUGGACUCCAGCCAUCAGAUAACCCAUGGAGGCUCAGUCACAACCAAACGGGCAGGUGUUGGAAAGGCUCCCGAUGGUAUUAGUUUGAGUUUGGCUCAGAGUUGCAGUCAUGACCAAGAUUUGAUGUCGGAUCCAAAGAUGUUCUGCCUUGUCUCCAAUGACUCUUUUGCCUCCAUGCAGCCUUCAACCUCAUUGGCUCAGGACCUUUAUGGCUCCACCCCCCACCCUUUCAGUCAGUCUCUGUCCUCUUGUGACACAGAAAUUACUGCCCAUCUUUCCACCCACUCACAGUCAUUCCGCAAAGAGUCAUCUCGACCUCGCGGAUUGCCUCGCACCUCAAGUUCUGCAGGAUCUGCUUUUCCAGAUCCUUCUCUGCCCGAGUUCAGCCUGUACCCUCCACCCCGCCGGGGAGGACUGGAUCCUGUCUGUGAAAUGGAGGCCUCCAGGUCACAGAGGGCGACGGAGAGCUCCGAGCAGCCAGACUCUGGAACUCCCAGCACUUCAGUAACCGAAUUCCACAGAUAUCAUCCGAAGGAGUGCCGCAGGAUAUCACGGUCUGUCUCCCGAGAGGCAGGGGAAGGAGAGUGUGCUGGGGAAGGGGGAUCUGGGCUGUACCAGUCAGAGGGUGUUCAGGGGGGUCGGGAAAGAACAGGUGGACGCAGUGCCGAAAGUUUGCGGAGUUUAAGCACACGUAGCAGCGGCUCCACUGAGAGCUACUGCAGUGGCACAGACCGGGAUACCAACAGCACACUGAGCAGCCUGCACAGUGAGCAGACCAGCUCCACGCACGUAGAAAGCCUGCUAUCGCUGUCUGGGGAUGAGAAGGUAAAUGCGGGACUUGCCGACCCGCGUAACUCUAAUGUUGCCUCGGGGGAGGCUAAUAAAAACCCCCAUGCCAACGAACUUGCCACCAAAUUGCCCACCGGUGAUACUCCCAAACCUGCAAACUCAGAGGGUCAACAGGGGGAGGGGACUGUGGAGAUGGUGUCAAGGACUAGCGUAGAUGUCUCUGCUGGUCUUUCCCACCAGCACCAGGAGGGGGAACCAGACAAAGUGCGAUCCAAAACAGCCAAUCUUGUUCACCGGGCUGCCUCCUCGUCUGCCGCCACCCGGAGUGGUCGGCGACGGAGCGGUAAGCAGCGUGCAAGUAGUUUUGACGCCAGCAGGCACCGGGAAUACAUUUGUGGACGUGGCAUGGCAAAGCCUCGGUCGGCAGUGUUCAUGAAAGGAGAGGAAGACUCCAGUGAUCAGAGCGAACUUAGUUGUGCCUCCAGCCUACACUCCACCCACCAGCUCAGCACAGACUCCUCAUCCAGCACACCCCACUCCUGCCCCUCUCCCGAGGAUCGCCGCGGACCCUCGCUACUGGCCAAAAUGCACGGUGUGCAAACUCACAGUCAGAGAGAUAAGGAAAAGGAACGAAUAAAGGACAAGGAGAAGGGCAAACGCAGAGCUACGCGACGCACACCGAGUACAGGCAGCGCCAAAACUCAUGCUCGGGUCUUGAGCCUGGACAGCAGCACUACUGCUUGCCUUAAUGACCCCCAUCAUUUGGGGGCACCAGCAAGUUCUAGACCCCUUACCACUUCCAAGUCGGACCUGGAGGCAAAAGAGGGGGAGGUGUUGGAUGCGGCAUCCCUGCUGGGAAGGGCCUCUCAGCUUGAGUCAGUGACCCGUUCAAGAAACAGCCUGCCCUGCCCCAUCUCCCUCAGUCACACACAAGACGCAACAACAGGAUCACGGGCGCCAGGGAACGACGACACAGUCACAUUUCGCCGAGAGCGUAGUACGUUUCGUCGGCAAGCAGUGCGUAGACGGCACAACGCAGGAAGUAACUCCACACCCCCCGCCUCUCUCAUCGGAUCCCCGCUCAGUCUGCAGGAGGCUCUGAGUCAGGUAUCUCAAGCUUCAGGGUCACAGGUCAGAGGUCAGCCAUCCCGCACGCCGUCUCAGGUGACGGUAUUGAGCACUAGCGCUUCCCUGCUGGUCAGGAAUGGAAGUGCGCAGCUGGAGGGCUGUCCGGAUAAGGCGUCCACUGUGGGCGUGACCAGUCUGCAGGAUGACUUUGGGAAGCUGACCCCGCCUCUCUAUGAGGUCGGAGGAUGUGACAUGUCCCUGGUGAACUUUGAACCUGCAACCAGACGAGCCUCCAACAACCUCUGGGAAACAGACUCUCACCUCUCCAGUUCUACCUCAGUUCGUUUUUACCCUCAUGACCUGUUCUCGUUUCCUCAGAUGCGUCUGAAUCGGUUGCUGUCCAUGGACCCAGAGCUGUUGGAACAGCACGAUGUGGACGGCAGUCCUGACCUGCAGGAGGCGCCGCACUCCACACAGGGCUCCACACAUAAUCACACACACUCACACGCGCACACGCUCAAAACCAAGCAGUACUACCGCUUCUGGCUGCUGCCAUACCUGUGGGUCGGGCUGCACUUUGACAGACUCACACUACUGGCCCUCUUCGACAGGAACCGGGAGGUUCUGGAGAACAUGCUCUCGGUGGCUCUGGCGGUUCUCGUGGCCUUUCUAGGUUCUGUGCUGCUAGUACAUGGGUUCUUUACUGACAUUUGGGUUUUUCAGUUCUGCCUCGUUAUCGCCAGUUGCCAGUACUCAUUGCUGAAGAGUGUACAACCCGACUCUUCAUCACCCAGACAUGGUCAUAAUCGUAUCAUCGCCUACAGCAGGCCUGUGUAUUUCUGUCUGUGCUGUGGGCUGAUCUGGCUGUUGCACUAUGGGAGUGUAAACAGCAACUCCAGUGCAGUGUCUCUAUAUGGAGUCGCUCUCACCAGCUCCAUCCUGUUGUCUCAAGCGCGGGAUCUCCUCAUUGUUUUUACCCUGUGCUUUCCCAUCAUCUUCUUCAUUGGGCUGCUCCCUCAGAUUAACACUUUUGUCAUGUACCUGCUUGAGCAACUUGACAUUCACGCCUUCGGAGGAAACGCAUGCACCAGUCUGCUCUCAGCUCUCUAUAGUGUUCUGCGCAGCGUCGUCACCAUAACGAUGCUCUAUGGGUUCUGCUAUGGCGCCCUAAAGGACUCCUGGGAUCCUCAGCACAUUCCUGUGCUUUUCUCUGUGUUUUGUGGGCUGUUGGUUGCUGUUUCAUAUCAUCUCAGCCGCCAAAGCAGUGACCCCUCAGUUCUCAUUUCAUUAGUGCAGUCAAAGGUCUUCCCUAACGUAAAAGAGAAAAAUCCGGAGGAUCCCCUUUCUGAAGUGCAGGAUCCGUUACCAGAGAAACUCCGCAGCUCCGUGAAUGAGAGACUACAGUCAGAUGUGAUUGUGUGUGUCGUCAUUGCUGUCCUGUAUUUCGCCAUUCAUGUCAGCACCGUUUUCAUCGCCUUACAGCCAUUUUUGAGCUAUGUUCUGUACGGUCUGGUUGGGGCAGUUGGGCUGUUAACUCACUACCUGUUGCCCCAGAUGAGGAAGCAGUUACCCUGGUACUGCUUCUCGCACCCUCUGCUCAAAACCAGGGAGUACUAUCAGUUUGAAAUCAGGGGUGCUGCCCAUGUCAUGUGGUUUGAGCGUGCACAUGUGUGGCUGCUGUUUGUGGAGAAAAACAUCCUCUAUCCACUCAUUGUGCUUAAUGAGCUGAGUGGCAGCGCACAGGAGCUCGCCAGCCCCAAGAAACUCAACACAGAGGUCGGAGCUCUAGUGAUAACUGUCGCUGGGCUAAAGCUGCUGCGUUCUUCCUUUAGUAGUCCAACAUAUCAGUAUGUCACUGUCCUCUUCACGGUCCUGUUCUUCACGUUUGAUUACCAGCAGUUCUCCGAGACAUUGCUGCUGGACCUUUUCAUUAUGUCCAUCAUUUUCAGCAAGUUAUGGGAGCUCUUUUAUAAGUUGAAGUUUGUUUAUACCUACAUCGCGCCGUGGCAGAUUACCUGGGGCUCUGCCUUCCAUGCCUUCGCCCAGCCGUUUGCAGUGCCACACUCUGCCAUGUUGUUCGUGCAGGCCAUUGUGUCUGCUGUGUUCUCCACUCCGUUAAACCCUUUUCUUGGCAGUGCCAUCUUCAUCAGCUCCUACGUAAGACCUGUGCGCUUCUGGGAGAGAGAAUACAAUACUAAGCGAGUCGAUCACUCCAACACUAGACUUGCCUCGCAGCUCGACAGAAACCCAGGUUCAGAUGAUAAUAACCUGAACUCCAUCUUCUAUGAGCAUUUGACGCGUUCCCUGCAGCAUUCUCUGUGUGGAGAUCUGCAGCUGGGCCGCUGGGGAAACUACAGCACUGGAGACUGCUUCAUCCUGGCAUCUGAUUACCUCAAUGCUCUCGUUCACCUUGUCGAGAUCGGCAACGGCCUCAUCACUUUCCAGCUCAGAGGACUUGAGUUCAGGGGGACGUAUUGCCAGCAGAGGGAGGUGGAGGCGAUAACAGAGGGAGUUGAAGAAGAUGAAAGCUGUUGUUGCUGUGAGCCUGGUCACCUUCCCCAUCUGCUGUCCUUUAAUGCUGCGUUUGGACAGCGCUGGUUGGCCUGGGAGGUUCUGGUCACUAAAUACGCCCUGGAGGGCUACAGCAUCACCGAUAACAGUGCCGCGUCUAUGCUGCAGGUGUUUGAUCUGCGGCGAAUCCUCACCACCUACUACGUUAAGGGCAUAAUUUACUAUGUCAUCGCGUCUCCUAAACUGGAGGAGUGGCUGGCGAACGAAGCCUUAUUGGAGGGCUUGAAGAGCUGCGGAGAGAGAAACUAUGUUGACCUGGAUCCAACCUUUAACCCCAAUAUUGAUGAAGACUAUGAUCACAGACUGGCUGGAAUCUCUAGAGACAGUUUCUGCUCCGUCUACCUCAGCUGGAUCCAGUACUGCAACUCACGGAGAGAGAAGCCACUAGACAGUGAGAAAGACUCUCCAUUGGUUUUGUUGUGUUAUGGUCUGUGUGUUUUGGGAAGGAGAGCUCUGGGAACUGCAUCUCACCAUAUGUCCAGUAAUCUAGAGUCGUUCCUCUAUGGGCUGCAUUCCUUGUUUAAGGGAGAUUUCCGGAUCUCAUCUGUGAGAGAUGAAUGGAUAUUUACUGACAUGGAACUGCUGAGGAAGGUGGUUGUGCCUGGAAUUCGCAUGUCACUCAAACUGCACCAGGAUCACUUCACCUCCCCUGAUGAGUAUGAGGAAUCAUCUGUGUUGUUUGAGGCGAUUUCUUCACACGAGCAGACGCUAGUGAUCGCUCAUGAGGGCGACCCGGCCUGGCGCAGUGCUGUCCUGUCCAACUCUCCCUCUCUGCUCGCCCUCAGACACGUGUUGGACGAAGGGACCAACGAAUACAAGAUCAUCAUGCUUAACAGACGCUACCUCAGCUUCAGGGUCAUAAAGGUGAAUAAGGAGUGUGUGCGCGGUCUGUGGGCGGGGCAGCAGCAGGAAUUGGUGUUUUUGCGGAACCGAAACCCGGAGCGUGGAAGCAUCCAGAAUGCCAAGCAAGCACUACGCAACAUGAUCAACUCUUCGUGCGACCAGCCAAUCGGAUACCCAAUAUAUGUGUCGCCCCUGACAACAUCUUACUGUAAUACACACCCCCAGCUGGGACACAUACUGGGAGGACCAAUCAGCAUCGCCAACAUACGAAACUUUAUCGUCAACACGUGGCACAGGUGUGUGUGUGUGUGGUUGUAUGAGAAAGAAUGGACGUUUUUUGAUUGUCACAAUAACGGCACUUAUGUCUCUCACUGCAGACUGCGUAAAGGUUGCGGUGCUGGCUGUAAUAGUGGCGGGAAUGUUGAAGAUUGUGAUGCAGGUGGCUUGUCGUGUGGCAGUGGGAAUUCUGGGAAUUCUGGGACAGGAGCAAGUGAUUCCCAGCACAGCUCAGGACCUACAGCACUGCACGCUUACACACCUCAUUCUCUGGGUACAAGUCAGAGUUCUCAGUCUGUUCAGUCUGGUUUGGUGCGUCAGUCUCCUGCUCGUGCAUCUGUCGUGAGUCAGUCGUCCUCGUAUCGCCACAGCAGCAGCCGCCAGUCUUCACUCCGCACCUCUGUCACAGGUCUGGAGCCCUGCAGACGCUCCUCCAGCAGCCAGCUAUCUCUCCGUACGCUGCCCACCUCCCUGCAACUCCGCCUGGGCAACGCUUCAGCCGCCAACCCCGACCCGCCCGGCCCAUCCAGCUCUCUCUCUGCCCACUCCAUCCCGCCCUGCAAACGACACGCCCACACACUCGCAGGCCUGCUGGGAAACGAAGCCUUAGGGCUGGGGACGGACAUCCAUCCUCACCCCCAUCAUCAUCUUCACUACAUCCACCAUCAUCAUCACAACCCCUCGCUGUCCUGUCUGAGGAGGGACGACAUCUCAUACAGGGUGCAGAUUGUUGAUGUGAGUCAGGUGUUGGACGUGAUGAAUCAUCCCAAGAGGAAGGAGCUGGUGUGGCCAGAUGAGAGCAUGAGACUGAGAUCUGGACGUAACUUCUGGAGAGAGUGGAGUCCCCUAGAAGGCAUGGAGGGUCAUGUGGUUCAUCGUUGGGUGCCUUGCAGUCGUGAUCCGGUUAGCCGGUCUCACAUUGAUAAGACCAUCCUGCUGGUCCAGGUGGAUGAUAAACUGGUUCCCAUUAUAGAGACGGGAGUGAUUGAACUGGGGGCAGAGGUGUGAGGACACACUCAUCUAAUGUCAGUCCAGAGGAAGAAUGAGGCCACACUUACUUCCAGCUGCUGAUCGGGCGCAGGAAUCCAGGGAAUCGUGCAAAUGGAGAACGUACACACACACACGCUGUAAGAAGCACACUUGCUCGGAUCUGGACAGAAAGCUGCCUUGCUCUGUGUUCCUCGGAUAUGCUGCAUGAGAGAUCAGCUCCUGUAAACUCUUCUCUCUCUUUUUCUCUCCUUUAUGAGCAGCUGCGGUCUCAUUCUGUUUCUUGAUUUCUAUGCAUCUCAUCAGUUGUCUGUAAACACAUGCAAGCUCACAGGGAACACUAAAGCCAAGCUUGAUGUACACGCAGAGAAAGCAGCUUUUUUUUAUUACAGCUAUAAUCAAGUUUUAUUUUGUAUUUUCUGCCAAAAUAAGUCAGGUGCACAGUGCUGCCCUGGACAUGCAGUGAAUCAUGUGACAGACUGUUUUACUAGCUGCCAAGAAGAUUGCGGUGAGGAUGAUGAUGAUGAUGAUAAAACGGAAGCAGGUGCUUCCAGUACAGAGCUCUCUUAUGUCAUCCUUAUUUUUUUAUCCUCAUUUAUUUUGUUGAGGAUCCAUUUGAAAACAAAGAGACAGGUGUUAUGAGAAACUUUAACUUGCACUAUGAUUUGUUUUAUUUUUGUUUUUGAUUUGCAGCUGUGCACUACUUUCUAAGAUCACACAUUAUUUAUUCCUCCACGGUUUAAAUCGCCAUGGUUACCGUUGCCUUUGGAAUGCAAAAUGCGAAAUCGACACAUUCUUUUCUGCCAUUUUGACUUUUUUCUUUAGCUUGAGGACAGAAGUGGUUUUUAACCACAUGUAGUUAUGUAUGAAUAUAUAAAAGUGUCUGUAUAAAGAUUUGGCUUUGAAUAUUUAUUAUUGUAUUUACAUUUUGUUAUAUUGUUUUUCAUUUACGGGACAAAUAAAGACAAUGCAUAAAUAUGUCCUGUA
This is a messenger RNA of Rhinichthys klamathensis goyatoka, 8115 nucleotides long. It is a transcript of the gene pcnx1, whose product is annotated as pecanex 1. Bases 139 to 7149 code for a protein of 2336 amino acids. The transcript is spliced from 35 exons. The record is from RefSeq and is a predicted model, not a curated record. Lineage: Eukaryota; Metazoa; Chordata; Actinopteri; Cypriniformes; Leuciscidae. Gene Ontology annotation, cellular component: membrane.